UAAGCGGUACUGAAUUGAUGUGUUAAAGUCGUAAUGCCGGAUCCUGCAAUGGUGUUAUAAAAAUGUGUUAAAGAUAAUAUUUACAGAUUUUAUAAAUGUGGACCAUUUUGUCCAUCAGUUUUAAACUUGAUCACAUUCUUUUAAUGUCUUCUGGCUCACUCGUAGUUUAUUACGUAUGCCAGAACGACUUAACCUCAGCAAAAACAUGUUUUCUCCCCGGGAUUUAGGUAAAACAGAUUAUAUUAGUUUAAAUAUCUACGAUAGUGCGGCUUUCACACGGGGGACAUCGCGUAGCCUUUGGAGGCAAUGGAAACAGUUAUCAAGGUUUCAAAGAAAUAUUUUCUACUUUGCUAUUGUAACAGUUUUACUUGUGAUAUUUUAUCUUUUGCCCGGUGAAACCAAAAAUGCUAUUCUACAAAAUAACAGUGAUUAUAAUAAUGUUGAUAUAAUUCAAGAGACAGUUAAAUAUGAAAAGGUGCCGGAGGAUAUUGUUGUAGAUAAUGUUAAUCAACCUGCUGGUGGUGGUCAUGGUGGUGAUGUCAUUGAAGAACCAGAAUUUCAACCAGAGAUCAAUCAAGUAGAUGAUGAUCAAAUUGGGGAACCACCUCAACCCAAACCAAUUGCACUUAAAUUUGAAGGACCACAAAAUAGUAGACAAAGAGCAGUAGUUGCAGCAUUUAAACAUUCAUGGAAUGGGUAUAAACAAUAUGCUUGGGGUCAUGAUAAUGUUAAGCCGAUAUCAAAAAAAUAUCAUGAAUGGUUCGGCUUAGGACUUACUAUUGUGGAUUCCUUAGAUACUUUAUACAUGAUGGGUUUGAAUGAUGAUUUUGCAGAAGCUAAAUCGUGGGUUGAAAGUAGUUUAGUCUUCACCAUGAAUCGUGAUGUUAAUCUGUUUGAAGUAACAAUAAGAGUAUUAGGAGGAUUGUUAGCUGCAUAUCAUCUUAGUGGAGAGAAAAUAUUUUUAAAUAAAGCGAUCGAUCUGGGAGAUCGUAUGAUGCCAGCAUUUUCCACUAGAUCUGGUGUUCCAUAUUCUGAUGUCAAUUUAGGGACUAGAGCAGCACAUAGUCCUAAAUGGGGGCCUGAUAGUAGUACUAGUGAAGUAACUUCUAUUCAAUUAGAAUUUCGUGAUCUAAGUCGUAGUUCAGGACAACCUAAAUUUGAGGCAGCUGCUGCAAGAGUCUCAGAACAUGUGCAUCAAUUAGAGAAACAUGAUGGUUUAGUUCCAAUUUUUAUCAAUGCCAACAAUGGACAAUUUAGAGAAUAUGCGACAAUUACAUUAGGAGCUAGAGGUGACAGCUAUUACGAAUAUUUAUUGAAACAAUGGAUACAAACUGGGAAGACCAUAGACUAUUUACGAGAUGACUAUUUAUUGGGCAUUUCUGGAACUAAGAAACAUCUAGUCAAAUAUACAGCUAUUAAUAAGUAUCUUUUUAUAGCAGAAUUGGUUGGUGCGCAUAAAGAUACAAGACCAAAGAUGGACCAUCUUACAUGUUACUUAGGAGGUACAUUAGCCUUAGGAGUCCAUCAUGGGUUGCCACAAGAACAUAUGGCUUUUGCAAAUGAUAUUGUCAAAACUUGUUAUCAAACUUAUGCAAUACAACCGACUUUUCUUGCUCCCGAAAUAACUUAUUUUAACAUUCAGAAAUUAGAAGGAGAUAAUCAAAUGGAUAUGUAUGUGAAAACAAAUGAUGCACAUAAUCUCCUACGACCUGAGUUUAUAGAAAGUCUUUUUUAUAUGUGGUAUUUCACAGGAAAUAAAACUUUCCAGGAUUGGGGCUGGCAAAUAUUUCAAGCAUUUGAAAAUUAUACUAAAGUGGAAAAUGGAUACACAAGCAUUGGAAAUGUUCGAAGUAUUCAUAACAUACGACCACAAGAUAUGACAGAAAGUUUCUGGUUCGCCGAAACUUUGAAAUAUUUAUAUUUGUUAUUUGAUGAUACCAGACAGUUAAUAGAUUUAGACAAAUGGGUAUUCAAUUCCGAAGGUCAUCCAUUGCCUAUAUAUGAAUCAUAAUACGAUGUAAAGAAAAAUUUAUAUUCGACAAAUUCGAAACUGUAUCUUUAAUUAGUUGAAUUCAUUUGCACCGAUUUAUUAAUCAUUAUUAUUAAAAAAUUGCACCUAAAAUCCAAUCAUAUGUAUUGGAUACGAAAGAUUUUCAAAUUCUUUCGAUUGUCUAAAAAAUUUGUACAAAACCCGAGCAAACAUAAUAGCGUGUAUGUAAAGUAAACAUUUACAAAUUUAUUAUCGUAAAUAUUUCAUACGUUAUGAUUUAUGAAAAAUCAUAUCAUUGUUUAUACACAAUUACAUCUUUGACUUGAGUAGUGCCUAUCUAUGAUCAUCGGACGAUGAAAUGAACGAUUUUGUAAAUACUUUACUCUUUAUAUUAUAGAUCAUGGAGAUAAAAAGCAAAUUUUUUUUUCAUUCAAAUUGUUAACACAUCAAUUAUCAAACAAUUGUAAUCAAAACUACUUAUACACAAAAGUACUAUUCAUCUAUAGUGAGCACGUGCUUAUACUAUUUAUCUUAAAAAAGAAAAAAGAAGUACAUAUUCAUAUCUUAGAUUGUACAUUAAAAGAACAGUUUAUUA
Molecule: messenger RNA, 2585 nt
Organism: Vespa mandarinia (Asian giant hornet)
Lineage: Eukaryota; Metazoa; Arthropoda; Insecta; Hymenoptera; Vespidae
Gene: alpha-Man-Ib
Product: alpha-Mannosidase class I b
Biological process (GO): mannose trimming involved in glycoprotein ERAD pathway; carbohydrate metabolic process
Cellular component (GO): membrane; endoplasmic reticulum
Molecular function (GO): mannosyl-oligosaccharide 1,2-alpha-mannosidase activity; calcium ion binding
Source: RefSeq, a predicted model, not a curated record